Cynoglossus semilaevis (tongue sole) is the source of this 10079-nucleotide messenger RNA. It is a transcript of the gene celsr1a, whose product is annotated as cadherin EGF LAG seven-pass G-type receptor 1a. Gene Ontology annotation, biological process: cell surface receptor signaling pathway; G protein-coupled receptor signaling pathway; homophilic cell-cell adhesion. The transcript has 37 exons. Bases 384 to 9704 code for a protein of 3106 amino acids. Gene Ontology annotation, cellular component: plasma membrane. NCBI's taxonomy places the organism in Eukaryota, Metazoa, Chordata, Actinopteri, Pleuronectiformes, Cynoglossidae. Gene Ontology annotation, molecular function: calcium ion binding; G protein-coupled receptor activity. The record is from RefSeq and is a predicted model, not a curated record.
UCAACUCUGUCUCCCAUUGUAAUAACAAUGCACUUGUGCGCACUGGGCCACUUCCUAAAUCUCCAUGAGAAAAAGAAUAAAGAAGACCUCCUCACCCUCGCACACCCCCGGCCCUCCCGUGAAAGCGUCCCGAGAGGGGGGGGGGCACAGCAGGUUUAUGGUAAUAAGGCUCCGAGGAGGAGGAAAAAAGGAGGAGGAGGAGGAGGUGAAGGAGGAGGAGAUCCACGGAGCCAUUUUGUACUCAUUUUAAACGCAGAGUGCUUUAACGCAGCCGCUGCGCGUCUUGGACACAGUGAGACUAUGGAGACACGGAGACUUUUUCCACGCUGAAACUUCACCAUGAGGGAGAGAAGCGGGACGCGGUGCUGGCAGAGGGAGAGUUAAUGCUGCCGUGGACGAGUUUCGCAGAAGUUGAGUGGAAUUUUGGAACCCUUUUGGAGAGCAUGGAGCUCCCGAUGUGUUGGAUCUGUGUGUGUCUCCUCAGCCUGCCGCUUGUUGGAUGUUUGGAGAUGCACCUCUGGGAGGCUCUACAGCCCGGCGCCGUGUUGGCCAACCUGUCAAUGGGACCCGGCUGGAGGUACACGAUCGACAGGACUUUUUAUCCUAAAUAUACGCAAAACCUCCUCCAAAUUGGGGAGCGGGACGGGACGAUCCGCCUGUCCACAGACGUGGAGUGCGCGCACAUAGCCAGGAACCCUGCGCGUGUUCGCUUCCGAGCAGGUUCUUCAACGACCGAGGACGCAGUUCGGACACAGUUUGUUGUGGUUGUCCACGGACGCCACUGUGACGUUAGCAGUAAAAGACUGAGACAGUACAGGAGACGGAACGUUUCGGCUGAGCCUGACAUUCGAAUUGAACACAUUUACAGACUGCAAACAACUUCCUGCCUGCCCGCAGGUAAGCUGCUAUCGAAUGUGCCAGAACUUUUGCCCGCGCUCACGCGUGGCACCCCUUUCCUGGACACUGUUUGUGCGGGGGACGGUUUGUCUGCGGUGUUCCGACGAGGACGUUUGUCCCUGGCGUCUGACUCGUGUCCUGACAACUGGGACCGACCCAGUGUCCACCUGGACUGUGCGCUGCGGAGCUCCUCCGGCAGCUCGCUCUCCGUGCAGCUGGCUGUGACGCUCGUCAAAGUGGCCGAACUACAUGGAUCCUUAUCACCGAGAGUCCAGAAAAGGUCCGCGGCGUUGAGCCGCAGGGGGAAGCGACAGGCGAACGCGUCUCCACAGUUCCAGCUCCCCAACUAUCAGGUGUCCGUGCCCGAGAAUGAGCCCGCGGGGACGCGCGUUAUCACCCUCAAAGCGACUGACCCGGAUGAUGGAGAGGCCGGGAGGCUGGAGUACAGCAUGGAGGCCCUGUUCGACAGCAGGUCCAAUGAUUUCUUCUUCAUUGACUCCCAGACUGGCAGCAUAACAACAGUCCAGCCGUUGGACAGAGAGGUCAAAGACACGCAUGUUUUCAAAGUGACCGUGAUAGACAACGGCAGUCCAAAAAGAUCUGCAAAUUCCUACCUGACCGUCACGGUCAGUGACACCAACGACCACAACCCAGUGUUUGAGCAAAACGAAUACCGCGUUAGCAUCCGCGAGAACGUGGAGGUGGGAUUUGAAGUGAUGACAAUCCGGGCCACGGACGGAGACGCGCCCUCUAACGCCAACAUGAUUUAUAAAAUUGUCAACAACGAUGGCAUUAACUCCGUGUUUGAAAUCGACCCCCGCAACGGUCUGGUGAGGAUCAGGGAGCGGCCCGACAGAGAGACCAGGGCCCAGUACCAGCUGAUCGUUGAGGCCAACGACCAGGGAAAGGACCCGGGCCCCCGCAGUGCCACGGCCACCGUGCACAUCACAGUGGAGGAUGAGAAUGACAACUACCCACAAUUCAGUCAAAAGAGGUACGUCGUACAGGUUCCAGAGAACGUGGCGGUCAACGCCAAGGUCAUCCAGGUGGAGGCGACGGACAAAGACGAGGGGAACAAUGCCAAAGUCCAAUACAGCAUCAUCAGUGGAAACGUUAAAGGUCAGUUUUACAUUCACUCUCCCACUGGUGUCAUCGACGUCAUCAACCCUCUGGACUAUGAGAUAAUUCGGGAAUAUAACCUGAGAAUUAAGGCUCAGGACGGAGGCCGGCCUCCGCUGAUCAAUAGCACUGGCAUGGUGGUGGUGCAGGUGGUGGAUGUCAACGACAACGCCCCCAUGUUUGUCAGUACGCCCUUCCAAGCAACGGUGCUGGAGAAUGUGGCCAUCGGUUACUCUGUGAUCCACAUCCAAGCCAUCGACGGCGAUUCUGGAGAAAACGCCCGUUUGGAGUACCGCCUGACUGACACCACGCCCGGUUUUCCCUUCACCAUCAACAACAGCACGGGGUGGGUCACCGUGAGCGAGGAGCUGGACAGAGAAACCACGGAAUUCUACACCUUUGGGGUGGAGGCGAGAGACCACGGGGUACCGGUGAUGUCGUCGUCUGCCAGCGUUAGCAUCACGGUGCUGGACGUGAACGACAAUGUGCCCACGUUCACGGAGAAGGUCUACUCACUUAAAGUUAACGAAGACGCCGUGGUGGGCACCAGUGUGUUGACCAUGACGGCCGUGGACAGGGACGUCAACAGCGUGGUUACCUACCAGAUCUCCAGCGGUAACACCCGGAACAGAUUCGCCAUCACUAGCCAAAGCGGCGGCGGUCUCAUCACCUUAGCCCUCCCUUUGGACUACAAACAGGAACGCCAGUAUGUCCUCACCGUCACCGCCAGUGAUGGAACGCGCUACGACACAGCCCAGGUGUUCAUCAACGUCACGGACGCCAACACGCACCGGCCCGUUUUCCAAAGUGCCAACUAUCAGGUGAUGCUCAGCGAAGGAAAACCGGUGGGCACCCAGGUGAUGGUGAUCAGCGCCACAGAUGAGGACACCGGGGAGAACGCUCGCAUCACGUACGUGAUGGAAGACAACGUUCCUCAGUUCAAGAUCGACCCCGACACUGGUGCCAUCACCACUCGGAUGGAGAUUGACUACGAAGACCAGGCCUCCUACACGUUAGCCAUUAUCGCUAGAGACAACGGCAUCCCUCAAAAGUCUGACACCACCUACGUGGAGAUUAUCGUCUCGGAUGCUAACGACAACGCUCCUCAGUUCCUCAGAGACAUGUACCAGGGGAGUGUGUUUGAAGACGCACCGGUCUACACCAGUGUCCUCCAGAUUUCUGCUUCAGACAGGGACUCGGGGCCAAACGGCAGGUUGAGCUACACGUUUGUAGGCGGCGAUGACGGAGAAGGGGAUUUCUUCAUAGAACCGUACUCUGGCAUCAUCAGAACUGCCCGCAAACUGGACCGGGAGAACGUCCCCGUGUACAACCUGAAGGCGUUCGCCGUAGAUAAAGGAGUUCCUCCGCUGAAAGCGUCGGUUCCCAUUCACGUGGUGGUGCAGGACAUCAACGACAACGCCCCCGUCUUUGAGAAGGAUGAGCUCUUUAUCGACGUGAAGGAGAACAGCCCGGUGGGUUCUGUGGUCACCCGCAUCACCGCCGUGGACCCCGACGAGGGCACCAACGCUCAGAUCAUGUAUCAGAUCGUGGAAGGCAACGUCCCUGAGGUUUUCCAGCUGGACAUCUUCAACGGCGACCUCACUGCACUCACAGACCUGGAUUAUGAAACCAAAACAGAGUACGUCAUCGUGGUCCAGGCGACCUCGGCGCCCCUGGUGAGCCGGGCCACGGUUCACAUCCGCCUGGUGGACAUGAACGACAACGUGCCCGUGCUGCAGAACUUUGAGAUUAUCUUCAACAACUACGUCACCAACAAGUCCAACAGUUUCCCUUCAGGAAUAAUAGGAAAAGUACCGGCUCACGACCCGGACGUUACGGAUAAGCUACGGUAUAAGUUCGAGUCUGGAAACGAGCUGAAGCUGCUGCUGCUGAAUGAGGAGACGGGGGAUCUGAGGCUGAGCCGAGACCUGGACAACGACAGGCCCCUGGAGGCUCCGAUGACCAUCUCCGUCUCAGACGGCGUUCACAGUGUCGUGGCCCUGUGCACGCUCCGUGUCACCAUCAUCACUGACGAGAUGUUGACCAACAGCAUCACCGUGCGUCUGGAGAACAUGUCCCAGGAGCGCUUCCUGUCGCCGCUGCUCAGCCUCUUCCUAGAAGGCGUCGCAGCCGUGCUCUCCACCAAGAGGGAGUCGGUGUUUGUCUUCAAUAUCCAAAACGACACGGACGUGCAAGGGUCCAUCCUCAAUGUCACAUUCUCGGCAAUGCAGUCUGGCGGCGCUCCGGGGAAGGGGACCUUCUUUCCUUCGGAAGAGCUGCAGGAGCAGAUCUACCUCAACAGGACUUUACUCAGACUCAUAUCCUCUCAGGAGGUUUUGCCGUUUGACGACAACAUCUGCCUGCGGGAGCCCUGUGAGAACUACAUGAAGUGUGUGUCGGUGCUGAAGUUCGACAGUUCCCCUCCCUUCAUCUCCUCCGACACGGUUCUGUUCCGACCCAUCCACCCCAUCAACGGGCUGCGCUGCCGCUGUCCGGUCGGCUUCACCGGGGACUACUGCGAGACGGAGAUCGACCUGUGCUACUCCGGCCCGUGCAAGAACAACGGCAAGUGUCGCAGUCGAGAAGGAGGCUACACCUGCGAGUGCUUGGAAGACUUCACCGGUGAACACUGUGAGCUGAAUGCAUCUUCAGGCCGCUGCGUUCCAGGUGUGUGCAGAAACGGAGGCAUGUGUGUCAACCGACCGUCGGGUGGGUUCAUGUGCCAGUGUCCACCGGGGGAGUACGAGAAGCCCUACUGUGAGAUGACCACCCGCAGCUUCCCCGGUCAGUCCUUCAUCACCUUCAGAGGCCUGAGGCAGAGGUUCCACUUCACCGUCUCCUUCAUGUUUGCAACCCGAGAAAGAAACGCCCUGCUCCUGUACAACGGCAGGUUCAACGAGAAACACGACUUCAUCGCCCUGGAAAUCAUUGAUGAGCAGAUCCAGCUGACCUUCUCUGGAGGUGAGACAAAGACCACAGUGUCUCCCUUCAUCCCUGGUGGAGUCAGCGACGGCCAGUGGCACUCUGUUCAGCUCCAUUACUACAACAAGCCUAACAUCGGGCGUCUUGGCAUCCCACAUGGGCCGUCCGGUGAGAAGGUGGCGGUGGUGGCGGUGGACGACUGUGACAUCUCCAUGGCCAUUCGAUUUGGGAAACAGAUCGGAAACUACUCCUGUGCAGCCCAGGGAACGCAGACCGGACAGAAGAAGUCACUGGACUUGACUGGACCCUUGUUGCUCGGCGGUGUUCCCAACCUGCCUGAGGAUUUCCCGGUCCGGAAUCGUAACUUUGUGGGCUGCAUGAGGAACCUCACCAUCGACAGCAAACCCAUCGACAUGGCUAGCUUCAUCGCUAACAACGGCACCACGGAAGGUUGUCCCGCAAAGAAGAACUUUUGCACGAACGAUGUGUGUCAGAACGGAGGAGUGUGCGUCAGCAAGUGGAACACCUACAGCUGCGACUGUCCCACCGGAUACGGAGGCAAAAACUGUGAACAAGUGAUGCCGUCGCCGCAGUUCUUCGACGGCCAGGCGCUGGUUUCCUGGAGCGACCCUGACGUCACCGUGGCCAUUCCCUGGUACAUCGGCCUCAUGUUCCGCACCAGGCAGCCGUCGGGCACUCUGAUGCAGGCCAGUGUCGGGCCGUCCUCCACCAUCAACCUCAUGUUGAGGGAGAAGCAGGUGCGGAUGGAGGUGCUGCUGAGGCAGAAGCUCGUGGCGUCACUCAGCUUCUCCCAAGUCCGCGUCAAUGACGGGGAGUGGCAUCACCUGCUGGUGGAGUUACGGAGUAUGAAAGAUGGGAAGGACAUCAAGUACAUGGCCACGGUGUCCCUGGAUUAUAAUAUGUACCAGAAAUCGGUGGAGAUUGGUAACGACCUGCCAGGUUUGAAGCUGAAAACUCUCCAUGUCGGAGGUCUGCCCGGUGAGGGAAACCAUGUCAGGAAAGGAUUCGUUGGCUGCAUACAGGGCGUGCGUAUGGGAGAGACGUCCAACAACGUAGCCAACGUGAACAUGGCUCAGGGCCUGAAGAUCCGCGUGGAGGACGGCUGCGACGUGGACGACCCGUGCGACUCCAACAUCUGUCCUGACAACAGCCACUGCAGCGACGACUGGAACUCGUACACCUGCGUCUGUGACCCAGGUUUCUUUGGUAAGGAGUGCGUGGACGCUUGUCAGCUCAACCCCUGUGAACACGUCUCCACCUGCGUCCGCAAACCGAGUUCCUCCCACGGCUACACCUGCGAGUGUGGACAGAACUUCUACGGCCAGUACUGCGAGAACAAGAUAGAGAAGCCGUGUCCCCAGGGUUGGUGGGGCAGUCCCAUGUGUGGUCCCUGUAACUGUGACACCAGCAGAGGUUUUAAUAAAGACUGCAACAAAACGACUGGAGAGUGUCGCUGCAAGGACAACCACUAUCGCCCCGAGGGUGAGGACACCUGUUACCCCUGUGAGUGUUUCUCAGUCGGCUCCGAGUCGCGGACAUGUGACCCAAUCACCGGCCAGUGCCCCUGCAAGGGCGGAGUCAUCGGUCGUCAGUGUAACCGCUGUGAUAACCCAUUUGCAGAAGUCACUCAAACGGGAUGUGAAGUGGUGUAUGAAGGCUGUCCCAAGGCGUUUGAUGCAGGUAUUUGGUGGCCCAAAACCAAGUUUGGAGGCCCUGCAGCUGUGGAGUGUCCCAGAGGAUCCGUCGGCACUGCCAUCCGCCACUGCAGUGAUGAGAAAGGCUGGCUGAUGCCGGAGCUUUUCAACUGCACCACCGUCACUUUUGCACAUCUGAAGAAAGUGCAGAACGAAGACCUGCGUCGCAACAGCUCCAGGAUGGACAGCGAACGCUCCAAGAACAUCGUGCGCUUGCUCAACAGCGCCACCAGCAACACUCAGCAAUACUACGGCAACGACGUGAAGACGGCCGCACAGCUGCUGAACCAAGUGCUGUUGUAUGAGAGCCAGCAGGGGGGGUUUGACCUCACCGCCAUGAAGGACGCAGAGUUCAACGAGAACCUGGUGAAAGCAGGAAGUGCCAUACUGGACCCUGAGAACAAGGAACUGUGGGAACAGAUCCAGAAGACUGAGGGCGGCACCGCACAUCUGCUCCGUAACUUCGAGGACUAUGCUAACACGCUGGCCCAGAACGUCAGGAAAACCUACCUGAAACCGUUCACUAUAGUCACCGAGAACAUGAUCCUGACAGUGGACUACCUGGACAUGUCCGACCCAGAAAAGGCCACGUUACCCAAGUUCCACGACAUCCUGGAGGCUUAUCCCAAAGAGCUGCGGUCCUCCAUCCAGUUCCCACUGUUCAACCUCCGCACUCUGGGCCUCAGAGAUGAAUCCAGCCCAGAUCCUCCGACCCAGACCGACCUGCCCGAGGACACAGGGGAGGAGAAUCACACGGUGUUGGACAGGAAGCGCAGACACCUGGAGCCGGCUGCUCCUCUGCCUGUUGCCGUGGUGAUAGUGUUCAAAUCCUUGGGAAAACUGCUCCCGGAGAGAUACGACCCUGACCGUAGGAGUCUGAGAAUCCCAAACCGCCCUGUGAUCAACACAGCCGUCGUUAGCGCCACGGUCCACAGUGAAGGUCCGCCCCUCCCUCCCAUCCUGGACCCCCCCAUCACGUUGGAGUACACGCUGCUGGAGACGGAGGAGAGGACCAAACCCGUGUGUGUCUUUUGGAACCACUCCAUCACGAUCGGAGGCACCGGGGGCUGGUCCUCCAAAGGCUGCGAGGUCCUUAACAGAAACAACACCCACAUCAGCUGUCAGUGCAACCACAUGACCAGUUUUGCCGUGCUGAUGGAUAUCUCCAAGAGAGAGCAUGGCGACGUCCUCCCUCUGAAGAUCGUCACCUACACCACGGUGUCCGUCUCCCUCACCCUCCUGCUCCUCACCUUCAUCCUACUCUGCAUCUUGCGCCGGAUCCGCUCCAACCUCCACGCCAUCCACAGAAACCUGGUGGCGGCGCUGUUCUUCUCCGAGCUGGUGUUUCUGCUGGGCAUCAACCAGACUGACAACCCGUUUGUGUGCACAAUCAUCGCCAUCCUCCUCCAUUAUUUCUACAUGUGCACCUUCGCCUGGAUGUUCGUAGAAGGCCUGCACAUCUACCGCAUGCUGACGGAGCUGCGCAACAUCAACCACGGCCACAUGAGGUUCUACUACGCCAUGGGCUGGGGCAUACCAGCUAUCAUCACUGGUCUGGCAGUCGGUCUGGAUCCUCAGGGAUACGGGAACCCGGAUUUCUGUUGGCUCUCCGUCCACGACACCCUCAUCUGGAGCUUCGCCGGACCCAUCUUUGUCGUGGUCCUGGUCAACAUCGUGAUCUUCAUCCUGGCUGCCAAAGCUUCCUGUGGACGUAGACAGAAGGCGAUGGAGAAGUCGGGAGCCAUCCCUGCUCUUCGAAUGGCCUUUUUCCUUUUGCUGCUCAUCAGCGCCACCUGGUUGCUGGGCCUCAUGGCCGUCAACAGCGAUGUGAUGAUUUUCCACUACCUUUUCGCCGUCUUCAGUUGUCUCCAGGGAGUUUUCAUCUUCUUCUUCCACGUCGUCUUCAACAAAGACGUGAGGAAAAACCUGAAGAACGUCUUCACAGGAAAGAAAAGCAUGCCGGACGAGUCCAGUACUACCAGGGCGUCUUUGCUCACGCGUUCUCUCAACUGCAACAACACGUACACCGAGGACGGACCGCUGUACCGCUCAGGCAUCGGAGAGUCCACCGUGUCCCUGGACAGUACGAUCAGGUCAGCCAAGAGCCGCAGCAGCUACCUGGCUUACACACUCAGGGAGGAGGCCGGUCAGAAGCCCAGCGGCUCCUCAGGAACGGCCAAAGGACGCACAGAUCUGGACGGACCUCUGUUCCACAGGAACGGAACCAAAGGAGACGACUCGGACUCGGACAGCGAGCUCUCCGCGGACGAGCACAGCUCCUCCUACGCCUCCUCCCACUCCUCCGACAGCGAGGACGACGACAUUGACAUCAAACCGAAGUGGAACAACGAGCGACAGCCCGUCCACAGCACACCUAAAGUGGAUUCGUUGCCCAAUCACAUGAAGCCUUACUGGCCCACAGAGGCCACCACGGCCAGUGACAGCGAGGACCCCGGGGGGGCCGAGAGGCUGCGGGUGGAGACCAAGGUGAAUGUGGAGCUACAUGCUGAGAACAAGCUCAACCACACAGGGGACAGAGACAGGGAGGUGCUCCAGGAGAGGGACAAGCAGACGCCCAGUAAUGUGAGAGACACAGCGCCCCCUAGCUUGCCUAACAGCAACCACCAACCGGAGCAAAGAAAAGGCAUCCUGAAGAACAAAAUCAGCUACCCUCCCCCGCUGACCGACAAGAACAUGAAGAACCGUCUGCGGGAGAAGCUGAGUGACUACAACUCCCCCACCAUCACCUCCACGGCCCCCAUCAACAACAACACCACCUCCUCGCCGCCUCUGUCCUCCAUCAACAUCAUGACCCCCGACUCCCGGCCGCCCUCGCUGGCCUCCAACGACGGCGGUCGUCAGGUGAACCACGAGAACAGCACCACCAUCAUCAAACCACCCAUCAGCCCGCGACCGCCGCUUCCUGACGGGCCCCCGACUGCGGACAUCUACCGGGAAACGAACGGGGGGGUGGCCAUGCACUUGAAGUCAGGGACGGUGAAUGGAGGCAACGAGUCUGACUCGGAUGGCAGUAACGAGACUUCAAUCUGACCUGUCGGGGAAAAAUAAAGCCAACAGGAGAAGAGAAGAAGAGCCGAGAGUGAAAGGAAACACGGUGGAAUAAAGAGUGAAAGACUCGACAAAGAGAGAGAGGAAAGAGGGAGAUGUUCUUCCCCGUCCCUCCUCCCGUGUUCCUUCUCUCUGGAGAGCAGUAUUAAUUGCAGACUUAAAGACUGGGCGGAAAAUCAAAAGAAGCGCAGAUAAUGAAAAGAUGUGAGAAACGAAAAAAAAAAGGGAAAAAAGAAAGUGUUGAACUGAAUCAAAAGAGGAUUAAAAUAAAAAACCUGGAGCCACAUGUGCCAAAAACCAGUGUGGACGUAGGAGACGAGAGUCGAUGGAGUCGUUCUGGUCCGGACAGAAAAAAAA